This is a messenger RNA of Amoebophrya sp. A120, 794 nucleotides long. The record is from the annotation of a GenBank genome assembly. NCBI's taxonomy places the organism in Eukaryota, Dinophyceae, Syndiniales, Amoebophryaceae.
GUCCAGACUUCUGUGUUCUUCGGUUGGUCUAAAUGAACCACAGUUGCAGCAUGAUUAUGCGGUAACCAAGAACGUGACCGAGACAGUUCUUCCAGUUAAACGAUGGGGCGGAACAAGACGGUGGGAAGAAGUCUCAGAAGUCGCUGCGAUGUGAGAACUUCGCUCUGCUCGUCGACGGUCCCGCUCGGAGCCGUUCUUGCUUCGAGGUGUCAUCUGCUGACAUGUUUGGUGGAAGUCGUGCUGCAAGCUACGACGUUCUUCACAUUUUGUUGGAUUGUUCCACCACAAGGAAUAGUUACGACUCCGGGCGGCAGCUCGUACCCGUUCGUAGCGUUUUGCUUGGCGGAAGUUGUUGCGAAGAGUGGGCCACAGACUCAUCUUCUGGGAGAGCUACAACCGAACGGGGACUCGGCUGACGGCAGUGACACUGCGUCUAAGCGGACGCAUACAGAUCCCCCUCGAUCCGUGCCAGAUACAGAGUUUUUGUUCGAGGGCGGGACACCUGCGACGCACACUUCUUCGGCACCGAGCACGAAAAAACUGCGACGCGAUGACCGACGAACGACCUCCGCUUUUGGGGCGGGAAGCGAUGCUGUUCAUAUUUAGUGAGGUCACCGAACGGCUCUAACCAGGGAGUUUUUUUGACAGCCAGACAGCAAAACGGCCGGCAGUUUUCAAGCGGCCGGAAGCGUUUUUUGACAUAAAAGAUUUUCAAUUAUCAAGCGGGCGGGGCUUUGCCAUCAAACACGCCCGGUUGAAAACUAUCGACUCGCACUUCAUAAAACGACGCAGGG